AUGGUUGAAUAUAACAAGGCAACAAACUGGGAAGAGCGGCAACGCUGCACAGGGAGAGAAGGGUUUACUCAAAGUGUGUUAGUUGAUAACCAACACCAACCCACUUCGCUGGAAGAAACGCUUGAAAGUAUCGUAUCGUCAGAGAUUGUAGCGGUUGAACCUCAAGAUAACCCAUCGCUAAGUAAUUGUGAUGCAGACCGUUACGCUGCAGUUCCCUGCCCAGAUUCUUGGCAGUACGACUUUGAGCGCACUAAAAAAGGGAAAAAGAAGAAAAUUACAUUUGUUGAGGAAGAGACUGAAGACAGUGACCAAGAUCCCGAAGAUCAAGACCAAGAAGAUUCUCUUGGUUACGAAGAAAAUGAUGAAGUCAAAAGUAAAUCAGCAGUACAAACAUCUAACCAGUCUGACGAUCAAAGUAAUGGUUUUGAACCUCCGCUCAACUUUGAAGUAGCUGCAAAAAAGCUGGAUUCGUGUUUAGAUCAAAGUACAUCUACCCUAAGAUCGGAUGUGAAGCCUAGUUUGAAAGGAAUCGGAUGUUCUAGUUCAUUUGAGGAUCUCACUCCAAACCUGGACGUGAGUGAUAGUGCUGAAGAAGAAGAUAUUAUUCCUAAGUUGAAGUGCACACAAAACAAUGAAACCUCAAACGUCGAAGAACUAUUGGCCCUCUGCUCGGGAAAAUUCCCUGAUUCGCUUUCUGGAAGAGACACGCAAAAAAGUAGUUUGACUGAAAAUGAAGAUGACGAAUCUGAUGAAGAAGUUAAGCCGUUCGCAAGAAUAAUUCCAAUGGCUGAUGAGGAUGACGAGGAAGAUGGCUCCAGUAGUGCUCUCCCAAAAUUCGUUUCUGAAAAUGACGCUGAUGAACCUGGAACUGUGCCUUCUUUUUUAGAGGAUGGAGAAAAAUCACUGUCAAAGGUGAAAAAAAGGGCCCGUGUUUGUCUGUCAGAUGACGAAGAUGAAACUAUCGAUGAAAACCAUUCGUUUGUCGAAGAAGAGGAAAUGCAUGAAGAGGAACGAGAAUUUAGAGGUCUGACUGAGUUUUUUGAAGACGAGGCUGAACUGUCCGGUUCCGAAGUUGGCAGCGGUGACGAACGAGAAGACGAAAUGGAUGACUGGGAGGAGGAGGAAGGCGAUAAGGAGGAUAUUGAUGAAAACGAAGUUCGUGAGCAAGUUGGAAGAGCCCAUAUGAAGACAAUGCUUGAUCAAGACCAGCGUGAAGUUCGACUUUUUCAAGAGCUUUUUCUCGAAGAUGGAGAUUUGCAUUCUGAUGGCGGUGGAAGGCAAAGACAAUUUCGGUGGAAACAGGCUGAUGGUGAAAAUACUGAAGGAGACGGUGCCCGUCCAAAAAAUCAAGAAGAUGAAGAAGAUGAAGCUGCUGAAGAACAGGAUGAUCUCACAUGGAGAAAAAUUCACAGUGAUAGAGAAAAAUGGCUCCUGCAACAAAAGUCGCAACAGGAAACGAAUAAAGAAGUGCCAUUGGUUAUGAGCCGGCAAACUAAAAUGGUGAAAAUCAACACUGCUUCCAAAACCAUUAAUCAAAUUACAGAAGGCGAUUCCUCCGCUGCUACUGCCAACGCCAAGCAGUCAACGCAUUCUAAGGCGAACAUUGUGACCACUGUGAGAUGCGGAUCUUUUUUACGCAGAAGUGAAAAAGAUUUAUCAGAAAUUGCAUCGUUGAUGAAAUCCGUGUUACCUGUUCAGGCACCAAGGGUCGGUUCCAAUUUUGUAUUUGCAUCCAUUACUCCGGAGAGGCCAGUCGCCGAGCAAAAUAAAUUUACACGGUAA
Messenger RNA from Daphnia magna, 1782 nucleotides. RefSeq names its product claspin-like. Lineage: Eukaryota; Metazoa; Arthropoda; Branchiopoda; Diplostraca; Daphniidae. Gene Ontology annotation, biological process: mitotic G2 DNA damage checkpoint signaling; activation of protein kinase activity; mitotic DNA replication checkpoint signaling. Bases 1 to 1782 code for a protein of 593 amino acids. The transcript has 8 exons. The record is from RefSeq and is a predicted model, not a curated record. Gene Ontology annotation, molecular function: anaphase-promoting complex binding.